This is a messenger RNA of Salvelinus sp. IW2-2015, 2064 nucleotides long. RefSeq names its product homeobox-containing protein 1. The record is from RefSeq and is a predicted model, not a curated record. NCBI's taxonomy places the organism in Eukaryota, Metazoa, Chordata, Actinopteri, Salmoniformes, Salmonidae. Gene Ontology annotation, molecular function: double-stranded telomeric DNA binding. Gene Ontology annotation, biological process: positive regulation of DNA-templated transcription. Gene Ontology annotation, cellular component: nucleus.
ACUACGAAUCCCAGAGAACCUCACCGCGCUUGCUAUGUCAAUAUGGCCACUGUCAGACAGACAAAGGCACAUCAAUCUCGCCACGAAAUGAAAUUAGCAGACUAGAGGAGGACGGCUGUCAUUGUGAAAACCUGGUGCCUGUUCCCGUGUCGGGGAUAUAGAAGAGGACUUGUCGCGAGGACCAACUAAACACCGGUUUAUUAAAUGCUGUGGUGGACGGGGGCCCUAGAUUCUAAGAUCAAGGAUGUCUCGGUAUACCGACGAGCCUCGUUUCACCAUUGAGCAGAUUGACCUGCUCCAGCGGCUGAGGAGGACUGGGAUGACCAAGCCAGAGCUCCUCCACGCCCUCGACAUCCUGGACAGACUGGAUCACCAGCACGGACACAAGUUCGGACACCGUCCCCAGCCCGCCUAUCAGGGGCCGACGCCCAAUUACAACACUAAUACAACAUCUUCUUCGGCGUCCUCAUCAACAUCCACGACCGCCACACAGACUGGUUACCUGGGGAAUGGGAGUGGAAGUGGCGGGAGUGGCCUGUCGCCGUCACCUAGCAACAACUAUGAUAUGUCACCGCCCCCUCCGGCGGUUGUAUCCGCCCCGGUUGCUAUGGCAGUGGUGGCGCAGAACGGGCGUGGGGUUGGUGGCGAUGAGCUGGUUGCCAUGACGAACGGGAAGUUGUCUCCACCACGGUUUCCUGACAGUGUAGGCGCGGUGAGUGGCGGCGUGACGGGGAGCGGCUACGGGUUUGAGGCCAGCGAGGAGGAACUAGACGUGGACGACAAAGUGGAGCAACUCCUGAGAAGGGACAGUGCCAUAAUCAAGGAGGAGAUCAAGGCAUUCCUGGGGAACAGGCGCAUCUCUCAGGCUGUGGUGGCUCAGGUCACAGGUAUCAGUCAGAGUCGUAUCUCCCACUGGCUGCUGCAGCAGGGCUCGGACCUUAGCGAACAGAAGAAGAGGGCCUUCUACCGCUGGUACCAGCUGGAGAAGACCACCCCUGGUGCAACUCUGAUGAUGCGACCCGCCCCCAUGGCUCUGGAGGACGUGUUGGAGUUGCGGCAGACUCCGCCUCCUAUAAGCUCCACCCCCGGGAGCUUCCGUCUGCGCAGAGGCAGUCGCUUUACCUGGAGGAAAGAAUGUCUGUCUGUGAUGGAGAGUUACUUCAAUGAGAACCAGUACCCCGAUGAAGCUAAAAGAGAGGAGAUCGCUAACGCCUGCAACGCUGUCAUCCAGAAGCCAGGGAAGAAGCUGUCUGAUCUGGAGAAGGUCACGUCUCUGAAGGUCUACAACUGGUUCGCCAACCGCCGCAAAGAGAUCAAGAGACGUGCCAACAUAGAAGCAGCAAUCCUUGAGAGCCAUGGGAUCGAAGUCCAGAGCCCUGGAGGACACUCCAACAGCGAUGAAAUCGACGGGAUGACUUCUCUGACCAGGGCUGUGAGGUUCCUCUGUUUGAGAAGAGAGCUGUGACCAGACCUUUCAGUCUCAGUCGACGAGACCUGUCCUCUCCCACACAGGUGCCCACCCUGCUGCCAAGCUGGCUGGCGGCUUGGCCCGGCUCGGGCAGGGGGGGCUUGGCCGCCCAGAGGGCCAGCUCUCUGAUUUGCCGCUCCUUGCUCUCGGGAGCGGGUCUCGCUCAGGGGGCAGUGACGGAAGGUUCCAGACUGACAGGUGUGUCCUGGUCUGCCCCCUCCCCCCCCUCCCUCCAGGACGACUCCUCCACCAAUCGCAGCAAUGCCCUGGAGCACCAGGACCCCAUCACUCUCGCAGUGGAGAUGGCGGCCGUCAAUCAUAGCAUCCUCGCCCUGGCCACGCAGGCGGGGGGAGGAUUGGCCCUGGGCGGGACAGGCAGUGACAUCAAGACCGAGGUGGUGGAGCCCAACUAGAGGAAGGGGGGGGGCUGUGGAUGAGCGGGAGGGAUGAGAGGGAGGGAAAGAUGUGUGUAUACAUGACAGUAUGAAAGAGGGAGGGAAAGGAGUGUGUACAUCACAGUAAGAAAGAGGGAGUGUAUACUACCGUUGAAAAGUUUGGGGUCACUUAGAAAUGUCCUUGUUUUUGAAAGAAAAGCA